UAAACAGGCUGCAAGGAGUAUUUGUUUUUCCAAUCAGUGCUGGUUUGGAAUACCUAAAGUGUUAACUUGUUUGUGGAUCUGCUCGUGAUGUAAACAAUGAAACAAAACCUCCGAUGACGAGUUAAGAUCAAAUUGAUUGGUUUGAAUAACAACAAGUGUGUAUAAACUUUGCGUUUUAACAAACAGUAUUUAAGUGCUUCGUUAAAAUCCAGUGCAAUUGUUCGUGCAAUGUUCUAAGAUGAUUACGCAAAAGAUCUAUCCAGAAGUCAGCACCAUGUCCACGUCCGCCAACGCGAUGUCGCCGAUGACCACGGCGGGCUACAUGAACUCGAUGUCGUGCGUUUCGAUGGCCCCGAUCAACGGCUCGCCCCAGGCCUCAUCGAUGUUCGCACCCGGUGGAAUGCUGGGCUCCGGAAUGUCGGCCGGUAUGAACAGAAUGACGGUGGGCCAGCAAAUCAACGACACGUCCCAAUUGGGCUACACGACCAUCGGAUCGCCGAUCUCGAAUAUGGGCGCCUGCAUGGCCGGCGGACCGAUGACCAUAAACAACUACAAUCCCACGAGUCACAUAGGCCGUGGAGAUUUGAGCGGCGGCGACACGUCCCCGAAUUCCGCAUUGCAAAGGGCCAGAGCCGACAAGUCGUACAGGAGAUCGUACACUCACGCGAAGCCGCCUUACUCGUACAUCUCGCUGAUCACGAUGGCGAUCCAGAACAGCCCGCAGAAAAUGCUCACCCUGUCCGAAAUCUAUCAGUUCAUCAUGGACCUGUUCCCGUUUUACAGACAGAACCAGCAACGUUGGCAAAACUCGAUCAGACACUCGCUGUCGUUCAACGAUUGUUUCGUUAAAGUGCCAAGAACGCCGGACAAGCCGGGCAAGGGCUCGUUCUGGAGUCUGCAUCCCGAAUCGGGCAACAUGUUCGAGAACGGCUGUUAUCUGCGACGCCAGAAACGUUUCAAAGACGACAAGAAAGAGGUUCAGAGACAGCACAAGAGUCCGUCUCACAGCAUCGACAACAGCAACAGUUCGGGUAAGAAAACUCCCUUACACCAUUCCGACGAUAAAUCUCACCACCUAGACAAGACCGAUAAUUUGGGCAGCAUGCUCAACAUGCAUCCGACUAAGUUGGACGUGGAGCAAAUCAAUUUGCUUCACCCCAACGAGCUAAAUCUGCAUUCGCAUCAUGGUCAAAACAUGUCGCAUGAGGAACAACUCUCGGCGAUGCUGAACAGAAACAACCACUUGUUAGCCAAUGAUCCGCAAGCGGCUAUGCUCCAUCACGGUGCCAUGAACCACCAUUUGAAGCAGGAAUCUCCGGGUUACACUCCAUCUAACCACCCGUUCUCGAUCACAAGGCUCUUGCCGACCGAAAGCAAAACAGAUAUCAAGAUGUAUCCGUCGGAAAUGGGAUACGGCUAUCAGACGUUGAGUCCGCUGCCCAAUUCCAUACAUUCCACGUCCAUAGGCAAUGAUUAUUACAACAGUCCUUCGUUGUACCAUCCGGCUGGUGCGACGACAUUGUGACAGUAUCCGCUGGCCUAAAAUGACUCGAAAUAUUUGUUAUGUAAAUAGUUUUUUAUGUUGUUAAAGGAGAUUUCUGUGCAGUGUAAUAUAGUUUUAAUUCUCAUACUUUCUAUUCGGUAUACAAAAUAGAUGUAUAGGACUAGCUUUGUGAGGAAACAUUUUCUUUCGGUAAUCUCCGUUUAUUUCGAUCUGUAUUUGUUUCUCUAAUAUGUAAUUUAUUGUUUUAUAUUGCUACUAUUUCAGAUAUUAUGUAAUUUCGUACUGGAACGAAAUAAUCUGCUUUGUAUCGAAUUUUUUUAUAUAUAGAUUCUUGUAUAAAUGUACAAAAUAAAUUAACAAUUAACGUAAACUUUUAUUAACAUUUUGUGAUGUUUCAAAUAUAUUUUAUCCAAUAUUUGAAAUCUGUAAUUAUUAGGAUAUAUUAAGGAACUUUUUUUUUAAAUAAUGUGCAACUUUGAACCAAAUUUGUAAAUAAUAGACAAUGUAUAUGUGUAUAUUGAUUUAUUUGUCAUAAAUAAUUAAUAAAUGUUCAGAUCUCUUUA
Molecule: messenger RNA, 2067 nt
Organism: Aethina tumida (small hive beetle)
Lineage: Eukaryota; Metazoa; Arthropoda; Insecta; Coleoptera; Nitidulidae
Gene: fkh
Product: protein fork head
Exons: 1
Coding region: 239-1525 (428 amino acids)
Biological process (GO): anatomical structure morphogenesis; cell differentiation; regulation of transcription by RNA polymerase II
Molecular function (GO): RNA polymerase II cis-regulatory region sequence-specific DNA binding; transcription factor binding; DNA-binding transcription factor activity, RNA polymerase II-specific
Source: RefSeq, a predicted model, not a curated record